AUGGCGAAUUUCCAGUGUCCUGACAGUCAGGCGUUGUCGAUGGCGCCUAUGACGGCAAGACAGAGACAAAUAGAUCGGUUUGUAGGCAAGCUGGUGGAGAAGGCGCGGUCUCAGGGCGAGUGGCGCUCAGCUGAAACAGGGGGCGGAUGCCGUGCGAGCCGGAAAUACGGUAUCAUUUCAGUGCGGCGAGGUCGCUGGAGUAUGCCGGGCGAGAGGGAGGUGCAGCUUGACGAAGGUGAGGACGUCGAGCGACGCACCGAGUUAUAUACUCUCACCAGUGGGGGCCGACGGGCGGUGGAGAGCAGCAAAUGCCAAAUUAGGGCAAGCGGGAGCCACUAA
Messenger RNA from Penicillium cosmopolitanum, 339 nucleotides. RefSeq lists its product as uncharacterized. The coding region runs from base 1 to 339 and encodes 112 amino acids. Lineage: Eukaryota; Fungi; Ascomycota; Eurotiomycetes; Eurotiales; Aspergillaceae. The record is from RefSeq and is a predicted model, not a curated record. The transcript has 2 exons.